GAUUUGCAAUUGCAACUCGACAAUUUUUGGUUCUUUUUACUUUCAUUAUUUUAUCAUUUUGUUACGAUUUGGCACAAUCGAGAAUACAAUUUGGUUUUUUUCUUUUAAUACCAAAAGAGAUAUUUCCGUGUUUGCCAAACGUGCCUUAGCGCGGGCCAACUUUCAACGGCCGAUCACUAAUUACGUCACGUUUCAUAUCACUGAAAACGACGAGCGGAGACGGCCUCGAACUAUUAUUAGUUAUGAACCGUGUGAGGCAAAAGAUUAUUUAUUUCAGUUUUUAUUCUCAUUAGUCUUUUGAGUGAUCGCUCAAAACUUUUUUUUAAUCAUUUUGAUGUCCCCUAAAGUUUGUUCGACCAAUUGACAGUAAAGAUUUAAUUCAAGUGUGUUUCCAUAAAUCUGGACAAAUGCCUGCUCAAUUUGACGGCUCAAUAAUAAAUAACGUUUGAAAUUUAUCAUGAGUGGAGAAAGUUUCGAGCGACAUGUGCUUUCGCUUCACGGUGAAGCAAAGUGGCGAGAGAUCGUUAGUUUGGGCGCGAGUGAGGAAAACGAUCAAGGCCGUAGGCUUUUAUGGGUUUGGCCGAGGUUGAACGACUUGGACUGGUUAAAGAAGAUGUUGGACAAAUAUAAAUUGGACGGAAUUGCAAGUAUUGGAUGCGGUUCUGGAUUGUUCGAGUGGAUUAUUCAACAACAUUCAGGUUCCAACGUCAUAGGCAUAGAGACCGAUAAGUCUUGGUGGCACAGUGGAUAUUCAGCGCCCCUUUUUUUGAAAAAUACUGUCUUUGUCGAGGCCAAGAAGGAAGAGGCAGAAUUGAAAAUACCACCAGGAUACGCGCUUUUCUUUUGUUACUUCAACAAUGGAACAGCAUUCGCGAAUUAUAUGAAGAACUUUAAGGGCAGAGUGGUCAUAGCUAUUGGCCCUGAUGAAGGCAUCUUUCGUACCACUGAUCCACUGCCAUUUGAUAAAAAAUUCGAGAAGUUUGGUUGGAGCAUCAGGAACGUUCGAAGGUUCGCGAACGGCAAAGAUUUGGCGGUUAUUUACACAAAGUGAGGCUCCAGAUGGGCACAAAUGUUGUUCCUCAUGGCACGAAAUAUACAAAUUUGUUGAAGAACUGUAUAUUUUCGUAAUAAAUCAGAGAAUUCAAAUAUUUUAAGAUAAAAACCAAAA
This is a messenger RNA of Venturia canescens, 1168 nucleotides long. RefSeq lists its product as uncharacterized. The record is from RefSeq and is a predicted model, not a curated record. NCBI's taxonomy places the organism in Eukaryota, Metazoa, Arthropoda, Insecta, Hymenoptera, Ichneumonidae. Bases 458 to 1051 code for a protein of 197 amino acids. The transcript has 2 exons.